AUGAACGCAGUGAUCGGCAUGACGAACCUCAUCCUCUCAACGCCUCUAACGGACGAGCAGCAGCAGUACGUGCACACCAUCCGCACCAGCGGCGACGCGCUGCUGGCAAUCAUCGAUGACAUCCUCGACUUCAGCAAGAUCGAGGCGGGGGAGCUCGCGCUCGAGCGCUGCCCCUUCUCCCUCAUGAUGUGCCUCGAGGAAGCUGUUGACAUGUUCGCUGUGAGUGGCCCUGGCCCCUGGGGUGAGGAAGCUGUUGACAUGUUCGCUGUGAGUGGCCCUGGCCCCUGGGGUGAGGAAGCUGUUGACAUGUUCGCUGUGAGUGGCCCUGGCCCCUGGGGGCGCUGCCCCUGCCCCUUCUCCCUCAUCAUGUGCCUUGAGGAGGCCGUUGACAUGUUCGCUGUAAGAUGCCCCUCAGUGGCAUGCCCUCCUGUGCCCGCAUGCCCCCAUGCCCUCAUCAUGCCCUCUUACUUGGUGCUUCCUUCAACACCAGUCCAAGGCAUCUCGUAUCUAGCCGCUGCAAGCCCAGAGCUGCCCCCUGCCACAUGCUAUGCUAGCCUCAUCCCCCAAUCACUUCAACAGUCACCUCUGCUCCAUCCUCACACACCCGUGCUCUGUCCCAAAUCUGUCCCCACCUCCCUCCCACCUUCCCUCCCACCUUCCCCCCCACCUCCCCCCCCAUCUUCCCCCCCACCUUCGCCCCCACCUUCCCCCCCACCUUCCACCUCAUCUUCCCCCUCACCUUCCCCCUCUCCCCCCAUCCGCCUUGCGCUUCCCCGUAUGGCAGCUGAAGGCGCUGGACAAGCGGCUGGAGCUGGUGUCCUGAAGGCGCUGGACAAGCGGCUGGAGCUGGUGUCGUUUGCAGACCCAUCCGUGCCUCCCAUCGCCCAGACUGACCCCGCUCGCGUCCGACAGAUCCUGGUGAAUCUCAUAUCCAACGCCCUCAAGUUCACGCACCAAGGGGAGAUUGUCAUCCGUGCCCGCGCCUCCCCUUGGCCCGCCACCCGCACCUCCUCGCACCUUCCCCCCCAUCCCCUCUCCCACUCCCACCCUCCUUCCCUCCUCCAAAUCACCGAUGGCGUUUCCACUGCCACUGGUGCCACUGCUGCUGCUGCUGCCACAACAGGACACCAACCAGGGCUAUUCCCUUUCAACACAUCCGCACCGCUCUCCAUCUUCUCUUCUUCCUCCUCCUCCUCCUCCUCAACCACCUCCCUCUCCACCCUCGCGCCCAGCUCGCCCUAUCUCUACACCUCCUCCUCUCUCCUCUCCGACUCAGCCCUCCCAAGCCACGAGUUACACGUAACAGUCACAGACACAGGAAUCGGUAUCCCUCCUGACCGUAUGUCUCGCCUGUUCCGGCCGUUCAGCCAAGGGGAUGCGAGCACCACGAGACGGUUUGGGGGCACCGGGCUGGGAUUGGUGAUUUCUAAGCAGCUGGCAGAGCUACUGGGAGGGCGCAUGUGGGUGGAGAGCGCAGGGGAGGACAGAGGGUCCACAUUCCACUUCACUAUUGCUCUUUAUCCCCCGCCGCCCACAGAGCCUGUAUUAGCAACGCCUGCCCCCGUCGCUGCUGCUGCACCUGCUCCUGCUCCUGCUCCUGCUCCUGCUCCUGCUCCUGCUCCUGCUCCUGCUCCUGCUCCUGCUCCUGCUCCUGCUCCUGCUCCUUCUAUUGCUGCUGCUCCUGCUGCUCCUCCUGCUGCUGCUCCUGCUGCUACUCCUGCUGCAUGUGCCUCUUCUGCUCUACCGCCUCUGCCUGUUCGCGCUCCUCCUGUCGCUUCUUCUCUCGGUGCUGUGCCCUCCGCUGCCCCUGCCAUGGCCACAGGAACGGCAGCAGCAACGGCGGCAGCAGCAGGGACGGCGGCGGAGAUAGGAUCACAUGCGAGGGUGGAAGCAGAGUGGGAGGAGCGGCAGAAGCUGCGGUCGUCCCUGUACCGGCAGCGGUUGAUGGAGAAUGCUGGACUGGUGCCCGGCGCUGCACAGGGCACUGCUGCGGAUGGCGGGGUGCGGAACUGGGAGGUGGGGGAGGGUGCGAUUGCAGUGACGGAUGCAGGGGUGGGGCGAGCACGAGAUGUGGGAAUAAGGGCAGGGGCAAGGGAAGGGGCAGGGGCAGGGGCAGGGGAAGGGGCAGGGGAAGGGGCAGGGACAAGGGAAGGGGUAGGGGCAGGGGCAAGGGAAGGGGUGGGGGCGGGGGCAAGAGAGAGCGAGCAGGGUGGGGUUGUUGAUGGCAAGGCAGGGGAGGUGGUGGGGGGAGAGAGGCGGGGUAGCAAGAGGCCUAGGGAGGCGAGUGGGGAAAGGGAGAGGGGAGAGGAUGAUGAAGGGGCGAGACGAAGGUCAGUGGCGGAGAGUGAAAGGGUAGUGGGGGGGAUGGUGGGGAGAAAAUCUGGUGAGGCCGUGGUGGUGGUGGCGUGUGGGAGAGAUGGUGGUGACAUUGAGAGGACGUUUCAGCGCCGGACGGAAGACUCUGCGUCUGACAUGGUGACCGAAUUGGGGGGGCGGCAAGCUGCCGGGGAACAGCAACAGGAAGGGUCGCAUCCUUUCACUUUUCCACCUGCUGUGCCCAUGUCCUUGCCACUUCCCUCCUCCCAAGAACCCCCACCAACCAUGGGUCACCACCACUCACACGGCUCACAACCCUCCCACCAACCGUGCCCCUCUCCCUCUCUCUCGCCCUCUCCCUCGCCCUCGCUCUCACCCUCGCCCUGCCCCUGCCCCUCCCCACACGUUACCCACACCGCUCCGCGCUCCUCCUCCCGGCAGACCACCCCUCGCACCUCCCCAACCACCGCUCCCCGCGCCUCACCGCACAUCACACCUCCUUCCUCCCUCUCCACAGAACCCCCCACUGGCCACCCCACAGACACUCGCACACUCGCCCUCACAGACGCCCCACCAACCUCCCCUGCGCUUUCCCCACGAGAGUCCCUGCGAGGAGAACAUGUGAUGGACCCUGCAGUCAACCCCGCAGCAGUAGUGACUCUGCGCCCGAUCCGGGCAGUGCAGGGUCGCACAGCCCUAGUAGUGGAUGACAGUGCGGCGGUGCGUGCGAUGGUAUCAGCGCACCUGCAGGCGCUGGGGUUUGCGACGAGGGAGCUGACGAGUGGAGAGCAGCUGCUGGAGGAGGUUGCAGCCUGCGAUGUCACCCGCGCACCCAGCCUCGUGGUCGUCGAUACUGAGAUGCCGGGAAUGGACGGGCUGACAGCGGUGAACCAGCUCAGCGCCUUGCCACAGGCAGAGGGGCUGCGCGUGCUGCUGCUCUGCCCUUACGGCACCGCCAACCAGGUGCGCGUGACAGCCCCCAGCAUCAGCAUGGCAGCACUAACCAAGCCCCUGCGCCAGUCCCUCUUCACCCGCGCUCUGCUCCUCGCCUUCCCUCCCCUCGCCACGCCUCCAUCUCCAUCUCCCCUUACUCACCCACACCCACCGGCAGCUGCUUCCCCUACUACCACUCCUACCACCACUGCAUCUGCUCCUGCUCCUGCUGCGGCUUCUGCGCUCAACCACAGCAGAUCCAGCCACCACGGUGCCAUGCCCCAGCCUUCCUCCGUGCCUCCUGCUUCGGCUUCCUCUGCUGUUCUGGCGGCAGUUCGCGGCGGCGAUGGUGGUGGUGGUGGUAAUGCCACAAUGGGCUCCUGUGGAGCUGACGGGUCGGAUGUCCUGGAGCAAGAGGAGGCGGAGGGCGAGGAGGGCGAGGAGGGCGAGGAGGAGCAGGAGGAGCAGGAGGAGCAGGAGGAGCAGGAGGAGAAGGAAGAGGAGGGCAGGGAGCGGCGGAGCAGGCGGGGGCUCAAGGACAACCUGGUGAAUCAGCGCGUGGCGACGCGCAUGCUGAGCAACAUGGGGUACACAGUGGACCUGGCUGCCAAUGGGCUCGAGGCCGUCAAUGCCCUCGCCACCAAAACAUACGACCUCGUCUUCAUGGACAUUCAGAUGCCAGUGAUGGAUGGCAUAGAGGCAACCCAGCGCAUCCACCUGUUGGCGCAGCAGGAGGGGUGGGUGCGGCCACGCAUAGUGGCAAUGACAGCCAACGUGCUGCACUCGGACCGGCAGCAGUGCCUCAAUGCGGGCAUGGACGGGUUUCUCUCCAAGCCCAUCCGCGUUGCAGACCUUGUUGCUGUUGACGUCAACAUCGUCACGCAGGAGGUGGACCGCACGGUGUCGUACAUACGACACCGCUACAUCGACUAUGAAGACAAGUUCAAGGAGGGGCUGAGCACACAACUGGUGCCUUUCCUGGAGCGACACAAGGACGGCAACCGUGUGAUGCAAGUGGAGGGCGUGGACUCAAGCGGUCGCCCAGUUCGCCGCGAGAUCGUGCUCAGCGAGGAGCCCAUCGCUGGCCACAAGUUCGGUGGCACCAUGCACGACUGCGAGAAGCUGUGCAAGGCAUUCGCCAAAACCACCGUCCAAAACCUGACCGAGCGGAUGGCGGAUCUUCGUCGCAUGGGCGGCACGAGGCUGUACAAGGUGGAAUCGUGGCCCCCCAAGCUGGAAACGCGCGAGAGGCGCGUUGUCAUGUGGCUUUAG
This is a messenger RNA of Closterium sp. Naga37s-1, 4521 nucleotides long. The record is from the annotation of a GenBank genome assembly. NCBI's taxonomy places the organism in Eukaryota, Viridiplantae, Streptophyta, Zygnematophyceae, Desmidiales, Closteriaceae.